AUGGUAUUAGGUAAACGUGGAAGGGAGCCUGAACAAUCAGACUGGGGAGCCCAAGGUAGACUACGCUCACGGCCAAAACCCAAUCCUCCCAACGUCCAGCUACCAUCAGAGCAACCAAAACAGCGAGGUAAACCACGACGCCUACGGCUCAUUCCUCCAACACUCCAAAACCAAACGGGCCCGAGCCGAGCGGAGUCUACUGAUCCAGGGUCAAGCCACAGCGAGACCUCGACUUGCUAUUCCCAGGACGUUACAAAUUACGACGUGGAUCGAGGUGUCGAAGCCGCCGGAACUCCACAAGCCGGAGACAUUGAAUGUUGGGGAAAGCAAAAAGGGGCUGCUGAGUUCAUCCGGUCACAGUCUGGUCUCGAAACGAGUUGGGUUGGCAUCCGGCCUCUGGGUAAGGGAGGUUGUGGCAUCGCUGGUCUCUGGGAGCUUCGGGGCGAUGACGGCCAGAGGUACGGUAGAUUCAGGCAACACUUGCCAGAACCAUUUCUGUGGGAUACAUUCUAUCAUUUGGUAGAGGCGGCUACGGCGAUGAGGAACGGAUCAAAACGUGACAAGUGGGACUUUGAGAUUGUGCACCGAGACCUAAAACCCGGUAACGUCUUUCUAGGAGAGGAGAAUGAGGAUAAAGGUUUCCCUUUUUACCCAGUCGCCAAGACAGGUGACUUUGGCUUAGCUGUAAUGACCAGCGCCAAAGAUCCUUCGAACCCGAGCAGGUAUCGAGGCCCCGGAACUCAAGGCUACCUUGCGCCGGAGCAGGUGAAUGACGACACCCCCAAGGAAGAGCAGGACAAAUUGUCCUCAUAUACCAACGUCUGGGCCAUCGGCGCAACAAUGCUCGAACUGCUGACCUUGUACGCACACUUGGAUUAUAUCAACGACCCCGAAUAUAAUGACGCUGGCAGGAUUAGAGUCAUUGAAACCAACAAGGAGCCAGAGUACAGUCAAGAUUUAAGAGACCUGAUCAAAGCUUGCAUCGAACCCAAACCUUUGGAACGGAUAAAGCUCGAAGACCUCCGAGCCCGCAUCAAGUCAUAUCAUGAUUGCAUCAUCAGAGAAUACAGACAAUCAAGCAACGAUUGGCGGGCAAGAUACGAAUCCGACAGUCUUCUUUACUACGCCCGGAACGAAAUCAACAACAUGCCUACAGGGGAAUGGGAACCUUACAAAGCGAUCAGCCCCUCGAAGCCUGAAGAUGUGAAAUUUCCCGAUCAUGCCUGGCCGGUCGUGUUCCCACGUUUUGACGAUGGUCCCGAGGCCGGAGGAAAAAAGGGCGGUGACGGUAACGGUGAUGCAGGAAAAGAAGGCGGAGGUAUAAAAGGACUAAAGGGUGGCCUGCCAGAUGGCGCACCGGACGGAGGAACGGACGGUAGUUCCGGCGACUCGCUUUCCCCCCCGCCAUCUGAUCCUCAGCCACCCACUCCUUUCCAUUUCCCUGCUCCACAGGCUCCGGCCGGACAACCUGCUCCCAGAAUGCUCAGGAACGGACGGAUCUUUGGAUACUUUUAG
Letharia lupina is the source of this 1515-nucleotide messenger RNA. RefSeq lists its product as uncharacterized. Gene Ontology annotation, biological process: protein phosphorylation. Bases 1 to 1515 code for a protein of 504 amino acids. Lineage: Eukaryota; Fungi; Ascomycota; Lecanoromycetes; Lecanorales; Parmeliaceae. Gene Ontology annotation, molecular function: protein kinase activity; ATP binding. The record is from RefSeq and is a predicted model, not a curated record. The transcript has 5 exons.